AUGUACUUCAAUGUUAAGAGCUGCGUGGCGACUGCGUUGGCUCUCUUGGCCUUUACUACCCAAGCCCAACAAUACCAGGGAACGAAUCCUGUCCCCCCACUUGUUGCUUGCUCCGGACAAGGUGCUGGAAACUGCAAUCUCGGUUUCGUAGGGUUUAACUACGACGGUGGAACGACAUGGAAUUGGGUCACGAUUUAUGACAACGCCUGCAACCCAAUCGGUGGCGCGUAUGGCAACGUCGACAAUGAUGACAAUCCAUGGGGACUGGACUCAGAGCUUCCAUACGUGACGGUUUUGUACCAAGUAGGGUGGCCGAACGAUGAUUACUUCGCUUUCGCAUAUGCUGAUUACUCCUUCGGAGGAGAGUUUGCUUGCGGCUUCCAGGAUGCAUACGGGGAUGACUUCAAUGUAUGCCAGCAUGCAUUCCCGUGCUAG
Mollisia scopiformis is the source of this 435-nucleotide messenger RNA. RefSeq lists its product as uncharacterized. NCBI's taxonomy places the organism in Eukaryota, Fungi, Ascomycota, Leotiomycetes, Helotiales, Mollisiaceae. The record is from RefSeq and is a predicted model, not a curated record. The transcript has 2 exons. The coding region runs from base 1 to 435 and encodes 144 amino acids.